AUGGCACGGCCGCUACACUUCGUGCUGGUGCCGCUCCUUGCGCCGGGCCACGUUAUCCCGGUGCUCGACCUGGCGCGCCUCAUCGCCGGCCGCGCCGGCGCGCGCGUCACCGUGGUCCUCACGCCCGUCACCGCCGCGCGCAACAGGGCCGUCCUGGAGCACGCUUCCCGCGAGGGGCUCGCCGUCGACGUGGCCGAGCUGCCGUUCCCGGGGCCGGCGCUGGGGCUGCCCGAGGGGUGCGAGAGCCACGACAUGGUCACGGACCUCCCCGGCAUCAUGCUCUUCUAUGAAGCCGUGUGGCUGCUCGCCGGGCCGCUGGAGACGUACCUCCGGGCGCUGCCACGGCGGCCGGACUGCCUCGUCGCCGACACGUGCAACCCGUGGACGGCCGACGUCGCGCGCCGGCUUGACAUCCCACGGUUUGUGUUCCAAGGCCCGUCGGCGUUCUUCCUCCUGGCGCAGCAUAGCCUGGCCAAGCACGGCGUGCACGACACCGACUGCGUUGCCGGCGACUUGGAGCAGUUCGAGGUGCCCGAUUUUCCGGUGCGCGCCGUCACGAGCAAGGCCACGUCGCUUGGGUUCUUCCAGUUUCCUGGGAUGGAGAAGGAAAGGCGUGACACGCUGGAAGCCGAGGCCACCGCCGACGGAUUCGUCUUCAACACCUGCGCGGCUUUCGAGAGCGCGUACAUCAAGGGAUACGGUGCGGCGCUCCACCGGAAGGUGUGGGCGGUCGGGCCGCUCUGCCUUCUGGACUCCGACGCGGAGACGACGACCGGAAGAGGCAACCCCGCGGCCGUCGAUGCCGGCUCGGUCGCCACUUGGCUCGACGCGCGGCCGCAACAGUCCGUGCUCUACGUCAGCUUCGGCAGCAUGGCCCGCCUCUUGCCGUCGCAGGCCGCGGAGCUCGCCGCCGGCCUGGAGUCGUCGAAUCGCCCGUUCAUCUGGGUGACUAGGGAGACCUCGACGCGGGGUUCGAGGAGCGCGUGGAGGGCCGCGGCUUUUUCAUCCGUGGGUGGGCACCGCAGAUGA
Messenger RNA from Triticum turgidum subsp. durum (durum wheat), 1029 nucleotides. Lineage: Eukaryota; Viridiplantae; Streptophyta; Magnoliopsida; Poales; Poaceae. The record is from the annotation of a GenBank genome assembly.